Messenger RNA from Knipowitschia caucasica, 2589 nucleotides. The record is from the annotation of a GenBank genome assembly. Lineage: Eukaryota; Metazoa; Chordata; Actinopteri; Gobiiformes; Gobiidae.
AUGAUGCAAGGACUGAAAAACCGCACCAGGAAAGCCCUGGGUCUGCGAAGAAAAGACAGGGAUUCAGACACUACAAGUUCACCUGACAAAGAUGGAAAUGGAACUGGGAAGAAAGGAAGUAAAAAGGCGAAUGGAGCGCCCAAUGGGUUUUAUGGGGAAAUCGACUGGGAUAGAUAUGCUUCUCCUGAUGUUGACGAAGAAGGCUUCAGCCUUCGUCCUGGUGAUGAUGGGGACUCUGCCUCCAAGGGGAAGCACUUUUUCUCCUCCAGUGACUCAGAGGAUGAUGAGGACAGCAAGAGAAAGUUCAAAAUCAAGAUCAAGCCGCUGGUAACAGACAGUGCCAAGUGUCUGCCUCCCUCUAUGGACGAGCUCAAAGCCUCAGUGGGGGGCCUGGCGCUCUCUCCGUCUCUGAAGCGGAGUCCGAGACGUAGCCCGGGACAGAUGAAAAGAAAUCUUUCAUGUGAGGAGAUUGCAAGACCCAGAAGAUCCACACCCACUGCUGCCCCUGAGAUCCCCAUUGACAGGCUAUCACAAAACGCCCCUACUUAUUUUGGACUUCCCCCAGAGAUUAAAUAUGCACGAUACGAAGUGGUUCCAGCAGAUGUAUGGGGAGAAUCUAGACUACAUUCUGAAUCAGCUUUGAGCAGGAGCUUUCCUACAGGAGCUCCCCCUCCUCUACCCCCUAAAACCAUUCCUUCUAGAAGCCGCUAUGGAUAUCCGUCUGAAUGUGUUGCUGAUUUACCAAAUGGAAGAGCAGCUUGUAGUUCUGCACCUAUCUACCUGAAUGUCUUGUCCCCUGCGUCCCACCGAGGCUCGCCAGCUCCUGAUUUGGACGACGUGUUCGGACCUGUCGACGGCACGCACCCCCGGGAGGACACCGCGUCUCCCCGAUGGGUCACCUUUCCUGACGACCGACCUCCACCUCCGGAUGAACCCGCUCCGCCGCCCCCUCCUGACUCUCCAGCUCCCGGAACACCUCUGUCCACCCCAUCCACGCCCUGCCCGUCUCCCGGACCACCGCCGAAUGAGCCACCCCCGUCCCCGCCUGCAUUUUCACCAGGAUCACCCUUCACACCCCUGGACUCGCCCCCUCCUAUCAUGUUUGGGCCGCCCCCACCAGAUGAGCCGGCGCCUCCUCUCCCGCCCGACUUCUCGCCCUGUCAUCUGCCGCCCAUCUGCUUGGAUGAUGAGGCUCUGGAUGAGGAGGUGCUUCAGUUUGCGGAGUACAGUUCGUCGCCGGCGCCCACCAGCCCCGUGCCGCCCCUCCCAGUGGAAUGGAGGCACCGCACUGCUGUGACCUCUCCGUUGGUCACCAGUGGGAAAGGCACUCCUGACGGUUCAUACUUGAGAGAUGAUUUCCAAGACAUUGUGGGCUCACCUCGUGAACUGACCCCCAUUUUUAGGAGCACCCCACCUCCCCUUCCUCCCACCACUUACAGGUCCAUCAUGUCUUCCCCUGGGCCCCACUCCGGCAGUGGUCCUUCAUCUCCAGCUCGCUCAGUCACACCUCAGUCUGGGAGCAGUCCGGUCCCACCACCUCCUCCUCCUCGACCUUCAUCUCGUCCCAAGCUGCCUCCAGGGAAACCUUUCUCGGACCUUAGUCGGUCCUGCAGUCCUCCUGUUUCAAGCAGUCCUCCACCAUUUGCUCCUUUGGCCAGAGCAGAAAGUUCUUCCUCAAUCUCGUCCAUGACGUCACACAGCGCUGCAUCCACCCCAACCCUGGGGAUUCACACAGGAUGCUCCAGAGGGCCCUCUCCCCUCACCAUGGGACCACACGACACUCUACCAGUGGCAGCUGCCUUUACUGAAACAAUAAAUUCCUACUUCAAAGGCGCUGACCCCAACAAAUGUGUUGUGAAGAUUACAGGAGAGAUGGUACUGUCAUUCCCUGCAGGUAUCACCCGGCAUUUUGCAAGUCACCCAACUCAACCCACCCUCACUUUUAAUAUCAUCAACUAUAAUCGAUUAGACCAAGUCCUACCUAACCCACAACUGUUGUGCUGUAAAUCCUUGACACAGAGCACAAACAUCAAGGAGUUUUCUGUCAAUAUGCCAAACUUGAUGAGCCAUCUCAAGAAGAUUGCCGAACAGAAACCACAGGCGACUUACUACAAUGUGGAUAUGAUCAAAUAUCAAGUGUCAGCUGAGGGCAUCCAAUCGACCCCUCUGAACUUGGCUGUGAGCUGGAGAGGUGACGCCAUCUCCACCGACCUUAGAAUAGACUACAAAUACAACAGUGGGGCUAUGGGUGUCCCUGCUCCGCUACACAACAUCAAUUUUGUGGUUCCUGUGGAAGGAGGCAUUGCCAAGCUCCAAACCAUGAUCCCUCCUGCCACAUGGACUCCAGAUCCACAGACCUUGCAGUGGAGAAUCUCCAGCCUUUCUCAUAGAUCUGAGAAUGGAGGAGUGGGAGCUUUACUGGGACGUUUCCAGAUGAUCGAGGGUCCAUGUAAGCCCUCACAGGUGUCUGUUCACUUCAGCUCUGAGGGCAGCACUCUCUCCGGAUGUGACAUCCAGCUUGUGGGGACUGGAUACAGGCUCUCUCUGGUCAAAAAGAGGUUUGCAGCAGGAAAAUAUUUGGCAGAUUAA